Chenopodium quinoa (quinoa) is the source of this 1373-nucleotide messenger RNA. Its product is annotated as glutathione S-transferase U8-like. Gene Ontology annotation, cellular component: cytoplasm. The record is from RefSeq and is a predicted model, not a curated record. The transcript is spliced from 2 exons. Gene Ontology annotation, biological process: glutathione metabolic process. Gene Ontology annotation, molecular function: glutathione transferase activity. Bases 329 to 1003 code for a protein of 224 amino acids. Lineage: Eukaryota; Viridiplantae; Streptophyta; Magnoliopsida; Caryophyllales; Amaranthaceae.
AUAAAUUUACAUCUUUUACUUAAUAAAAUUUUAAAAAAUAAAAUAAUGACGGGGCCGGUGCCACUCAGGCCCCUUAAUAGCGGUGCCACUGGCAGUGUACCCGGACGUAUAUAACACUCUCUCAGUAUUUAAUGUCGGAAAGAAGAAUAUCAAUAAUUAAUAAUAAGCCAUAUAAUACACAUUAAAAACAAUUAGCAGGCUCGCAGCUAUAAAUACUACCAAGUGGUUCUACCAUUGCUAACAAACCAAGCAUCCACAAUUCCAUCCUUUCAAAAAAAAAAAAAAUCCAUAAUUCCAUAUUAACUUAAUCACUUCAGAUCAUUAUAAUAUGGGUGAAGGAGUAAAAGUGUUAGGAAAUAGAGGUAGUCCAUAUAGUAAAAGGGUAGAAAUAGCCCUUAAAUUAAAGGGUAUCUCAUAUGAUUACCAAGAGGAAGAUCCUUAUGGUAACAAAAGCCCUGAACUAUUAAAGAGUAAUCCAGUUUAUAAGAAGAUUCCUGUGUUAAUACACAAUGGUAAGCCAAUUGCUGAGUCCCUAGUUAUUUUGGAGUAUAUUGAUGAGGUUUGGGAAGGUUAUCCUAUCUUGCCUAAGGAUCCUUACCAUAAGGCUACGGCUCGGAUUUGGGCUAAAUUCAUCGAUGAUAAGUGCUUACCAUCACUUUGGAAUGCAUUAUGGGCGACAAAUGACGAAGAACAAGAAAAAACACUCAAAGAAGCAAAAGAAAAUUUAGAAAUCCUUGAGAAAGAGAUUAAAGGUAAGAAGUUUUUUGGAGGGGAAAAUAUUGGAUUUGUAGACAUUGUUGCAAACUAUAUUGGUUGUGGGUUAGUAACCAUCCAAGAAAAUUUUGGAAAGAACAUUCUUACAAAAGAAAGUUAUCCCUAUUUGACCAAAUGGAUGGAGGAAUAUGUAAAGUGCAACAUCAUCAAGGAAAAUUCGCCUUCAAAAGAUAGUCUAUUUGCCCUUAUUAAGCUUCGUCAUGAAACUCUCGAGAAUUUAAAGAAGUAGAUUGUGUAAUAACUUCUACUUCUCUUUUGAUGAGUUAAUAAAUGGCUAAGUUCUGUUUGUGUCAAAAAAAAAAAAAAAAACUUCUUGUUCUCUUAAAGUUCAUAUAACACUUUUUUUUUUCUUCUUAGAGAAAAUUUUAUCGUUGUUUCUCAUCAUUUGUAUCGAUUUUCUCUUGUAUUGUGGGAGUUUUAAGACGUGUGUAUGUACAUUUUUCUUUCUUUAUAAUUAGGAGCAGUCUUAAUUAAGUUAUGAUGGACUAUAAUCAAUGUUUAUUUCUCAUGCUCUCUCCAUUUUCUUUUGUUUGUCCCAUUUAGAAUUUUUUAAGACUCCAAUGGAAAUAAAAUGUAAUAUUUGAACAGUUUUGCAAAUA